Molecule: messenger RNA, 1419 nt
Organism: Venturia canescens
Lineage: Eukaryota; Metazoa; Arthropoda; Insecta; Hymenoptera; Ichneumonidae
Product: ester hydrolase C11orf54 homolog
Exons: 6
Coding region: 135-1241 (368 amino acids)
Cellular component (GO): nucleus
Molecular function (GO): zinc ion binding; hydrolase activity, acting on ester bonds
Source: RefSeq, a predicted model, not a curated record
GAUCAGUCAAAUUCGGUGAUGAUUUCGGUGCGUACGAAAGCGGUUAGCGAGAGGAAGUCGCCUCGUGGUUCGUUACGAGAUGACAGAUCGAACGUGCAAGUCCCCUGAGACGAAAUGAGGCAAGGAUAGAAAUAAUGGCUUUGACCCAAGAAUAUCAGCACCCCCCUCGAGAACCAGACGACAAUAAUAAAUCGGAAAGACUGAAAAUUAAACAAACUGCAACGUCGUGUGCAUUUCCUCAAAUAAUUUGGUGGAGCCUACACAAUUUCCAAAAUAAUAUGGCUGCAGCACUUCCAGUAGAGAGUUUGAAAAUUGAGGAGAGGAUCCUUCAUUCUCCACAACUGGAAGAAAUCAAAAAUGUAUUCAUUCCUGCACUGUCGAAGAAUUUUGCUGAGUGCACUGUCGAAGUCGUAGACUGUCCGGAUCUUACAAAAUCACCGUUUGGCCUUGCAGAUUCAGGUCUCGGAGGCAAACCAGUUAUUUUGGAAAUCGGGGGUCCAGCUUUUCUGCUUCCUCUUGUUCAGAGAGAAAAACUCUACGAUGUGAGGCCAAUAUUGAAAAGAGUGAAUUAUGGAGAGAAAGCAUUUGUGGUUGGAGCUGGGGCUGGGCCAUGGCCUUACCUUUCUCGCAAUGCUGAGAUGAUAAUGAACGUGUCGUUUGGCCCUGGUAACGUGCUCAAAAACGAGACUCGAUUGGCUUGGGUGAAUCAAAACGAAAAAUGCGUGUUGGAGGAUUCUAUCGGUAGUGAUACGAGAUGCGCGCUGCUAGCGAAUCUCUAUGCGAGCGAAGGAAAAGCCGGUAAAGUUUUGCGAGUUCACGCUAAGAAAAGGACAGGAGAUCUUGAUUUCAUUGCAACAAUGCAAAAGGCACUCGCAGCGAAGUACACUGAUAAGUUAGUCGGCAUGGGAGGUGCAUUUUUGUUGAAGGAAGGAAAAGUGCAUCAGCACGUGAUGCAAGAUUUUUCGAAAACUCCCAUAAGAAAUGUGACCGAGUUGAACAAUUGGCUACGUUUUUAUAACAUGUCUGCACCUCUUGUCGCCCUUGGAACUUUCGUCUCCGCCGAGACAGAGCUCGACCUCAGAGUUCAACAUUUCCAUAGUUUCGGUCACCAAGGCGAAGGCGGACAUUAUCAUUACGACACGACCCCCGAAACGGUCGAGUAUCUGGGAUAUUUCAACGUUUGUGAAAAACUCUAUCGUGUCGAUCAGACACCGGAGAAACUGAAAUUCGGCAAAGAUUGAUAAGAGUCAAUUGAGAAGAGUAAAAAGCAUAAAAUUGAGCUUUACGAAGACAAAACCAAAUACGAUUUGUUGCAUAAAAGUUUGUUACUAAUUUUAUAAGAUUAUAUUUAAACUAAUUCGUAAAUUCUAAUUGGUAGUGACAUUUUUCUGUAAAUAAAAAUCUAUUUUUUCAACUGUA